Molecule: messenger RNA, 984 nt
Organism: Nematolebias whitei (Rio pearlfish)
Lineage: Eukaryota; Metazoa; Chordata; Actinopteri; Cyprinodontiformes; Rivulidae
Gene: camkmt
Product: calmodulin-lysine N-methyltransferase
Exons: 11
Coding region: 4-984 (326 amino acids)
Cellular component (GO): cytoplasm
Molecular function (GO): calmodulin-lysine N-methyltransferase activity
Source: RefSeq, a predicted model, not a curated record
AAGAUGGAGAGAGACUCCACCGGCUCAGCAGAGAAAACCGAGCCGGUUUCAUCGUGUACAGCCAACAAAAAUGAAGACCCCUGCGCAGCUAAAACCCGCACCUCCCGGGGAGGAACCUGUGUUGCUACUCGUGUUGCCCGGGCCAGAUGGACUCUUCUGAGACAGGUGUUGCAUCAGAAGGAGACAGAUGGUCCAGAGGUUAAAGAGGUGUCUGUUCGCAGAUUCGCCACCUUUGACCUUUUCAUCAGGAAAACACUUUGUGAACACAGUAAUACCUCAGAUGACCAGUGGGUGGAGUACAAAAGUGUCUACUUUCCAGAGUACAGUGCCUUCCUCAGGGAGAACCUGGGACCUCUUAGAGUUAAUGAAGUACUCAACAGCUUUGACAACACUGGAAAUGUCUGUGUGUGGCCUUCUGAAGAGGUGAUGGCUCAUUACUGUCUGCAGAAGCGUCACAUGUUCAAUUGUCUUGGUGGCCUCAUGGUUGCCAUUUCUGCUGACGUGAAGGAAGUUCUGCUAUCAGAUGGGAAUGAGAAGUCCAUUCAGAAUGUCCGAAGGUUGAUGGAGAGAAACAGGCAGGCUGGAAAGUUUGGGUCAACACAUGUAUCUGCAAGGGUGGUCAGGUGGGACAGUGAGGUGGAUAUUUCAGCGCUAGAAGGUCAUUUUGAUAUCAUCAUGUGUGCAGACUGUUUGUUUCUGGACCAGUACAGAGCCAGCCUGGUUGAUGCCAUAAGGAGAUUACUGCGACCCAAUGGCAUGGCGUUGGUGUUCGCUCCACUGCGAGGUGAAACUCUGAGACUGUUUUGUGAGUUAGCCCAGCAGGCCGGACUGUGCGUUUCCCAACACCAGCAGUAUGACGCUCAGGUCUGGGAUGUUCACUUAAAGAUGCUGCGAGAAGGAAAACAAGCAUACGAUGAGAACAUCCACUAUCCUCUCCUCAUCACCGUGACCAAAGGACCUCAACCUGUCAACCACGCUCCGUAA